Molecule: messenger RNA, 297 nt
Organism: Drosophila kikkawai
Lineage: Eukaryota; Metazoa; Arthropoda; Insecta; Diptera; Drosophilidae
Source: RefSeq, a predicted model, not a curated record
AUGAAACUAGCCACUAUAGCCAGCUUCCUGCUUAUCCUCGGCUGUGUGGUUAUCAAUGGCCAGGCACCGGAUUGCCGGAAGCUAAGGGAAACCUGCAACAGAUGCGUCCGAAGCCUGAACAAUCCCAUCAACAAUGUAGAAUUCAUGAACGAUGGUUGCCGGGAGAAGGUGCGCCGCACUUACAUUUGGCAGAAUCAGACGCGCUGUGAUCUUCAGGUGAUUGCCUGUGGAACUCACAAUAGAAAACUGGACUGUGCAGUUAUAGCCGAAAUAGCUGGAAUGAGAAGACGAACUUAG